AUGUAUCUUCUUGCUGUUGCCGACGAGUACCAGUUUCCGGGAUCGACGCCGCCGUACGUGCUCGAUCUGAUCCCGCUGGCGUCCGGGUUGGCGUCGAUCUCGACCGACGGACAGCUCUCUCUCUUUGAUCCUGCGCGGAUCGGCGCCGGGCCCAAGCGGUCGUUCGCCACGUCCCACGGCAACCUCACAACGGCAAGGGCCUUUGACACGGCAGGAUGUGUGUUGGCGACGGCGGGCGGGAACGGCACAGUGGCGCUGUGGGAUCUGCGGGACGCUGCGCAAGGACCACAAGCGAGCGUCAAAGUCGGCUCUGCCGAUGCAAACAUCAUGUCGCUGGCGUGCGACUUGUCGACACAGUCCGUGGCCGUGGGAACCGAAUUGGUCGACUACCAAGCGUCGAUUGUCUUGUGGGACAUCCGUGCUGGGCCGACACCCAAAGUACGGUACAACGAUGUGCACAGCGACGACGUCACAGAGCUCAACUUCCACCCGACCAACGGACACAUUCUGCUGUCGGGCUCGACGGACGGACUUGUGAAUGUCUGCGACACGCGCAUUGCCGACGAGGAUGAGGUGGUGAUCCAGGCCUUCAACCACGGCGCGUCUAUCCACCACGCGGGCUUUUUGAACGACACCGAGGUGUAUGCGCUGUCGCACGACGAGAAGCUGGCGCUGUACGACCUGGCCGAGGCACGCGAAGCAGGCUCUGCGACGCGCGAUUUUGGCGAUGUGCGGCAGACCCUGGCCUGCCAGUAUGUGGCCAACGUGCUGCCCAAGUCUGGGGGCCAGGCAGGCGCCGUCAUCGGUGCAGGAUCGCAGGACUUGGAAAUGUUCCAGUUGGUGCACCUCACAAAAGGCGACAACUGGGCCUUUGCGCUCGACUCCGUUGUCGGUCUACCGGGCGCGCACGGCGCCGAGAUUGUGCGUGGUUUCUGCGUGUUUGACGAGCAGCAGGCAGUCUACACGGGCGGCGAAGACGGCAAAGUGCGCGCGUGGCGACCGUCUGCGUAA
Messenger RNA from Sporothrix brasiliensis 5110, 1011 nucleotides. Its product is annotated as WD domain protein. The record is from RefSeq and is a predicted model, not a curated record. The transcript is spliced from 4 exons. NCBI's taxonomy places the organism in Eukaryota, Fungi, Ascomycota, Sordariomycetes, Ophiostomatales, Ophiostomataceae. The coding region runs from base 1 to 1011 and encodes 336 amino acids. Gene Ontology annotation, molecular function: protein binding.